GUUCAGAGAAGUCACGCCUACAUUGAUAUUUUUAAGUAAAAGAUGGCUGAAACCAUGUGUACGUCGUCCGAACAUCAACAAGAUGGGGAAAAGAAGCCUAUGGUUGACAGCGGUAUUCCAGCGCCAAAUAUAUCGAGCAUAAAGAAUAAGAAAAGAAGAAUGGAAAUAUAUAAACAAAUGAAGGCAGAAAGAAGGAAGCGGGAAAUUAAGCAGAAAAAACUUAAGAGAAAAGAAGCCAAAAUGCUAGGUGACAAGGCACCACCAAAGCAAGUGCCAAAGACAAUUGAGAGUAUGCGGGUGUAUGAUGAAACCAUGGUCGACCCGACAGAUGAAGAGGUUAUGAAAGAUGAGGCACAGGAUGAGAUGGCCUCCUAUUUCAAUCGGUUGACGGAACCCAAGAUUCUGAUCACAACUUCAGACCGUCCGAGAUCAAGAACUAUGAAGCUUUGUAUGCAGUUGAAAGAAUGUAUACCAAACACAGAUGUGUACUACAGGCGAGGUCUAGCCCUUAAGAAGAUUAUCCCGCAGUGCAAAGCAAGAGACUACACCGAUAUCAUCAUAUUGAAUGAAGAUAAAGGAAUCCCAACUGGCCUUCUGCUGUGUCAUUUACCAAAUGGACCCACUGCACACUUCAAGCUAACGAGUUUGAAACUUAGGAAAGAAAUAAAGAAUUUUAGUACACCGACAGACCAUAAGCCUGAGUUAGUACUGAACAAUUUCAACACAAGGCUCGGCCACACUGUAGGCAGACUGAUAGCAUCGCUUUUCCCUCACGAUCCGGAAUUUGUUGGACGGCGUGCAGUCACAUUUCACAACCAGCGUGAUUUUAUUUUCUUCAGACACCAUAGAUAUAUCUUCAAAGAUGGCAAGAGAGUUGGACUGCAGCAACUGGGGCCAAAGUUCACUCUCAAGUUACGGUCCUUACAGAAGGGAACUUUUGAUUCUAAGUUCGGUGAAUACGAAUGGAUACAUAAGCGACAUGAAAUGGACACCAGCCGUCGGAAAUUCUUCUUGUAAAUCUCAUGAUGACAUGAAAAUAUAAAGAAUAUUUUAAAUCAUGCGUGUAGAAGCAAGCGAUAUGGUUGCCAUGGUAACUGAAGUGUUCCAAGCAAUGAAUAGUCAGGUAGUCACAAAAGGAAGUGCCAAAAUGAUUGAUUCUCAAGUCAUUUACUUGUUUAGUAAUGAAAACAUCUCUUGCUAAGGAGGCUUGUGGAAAUGUUUAGAAAAAUUGGUAUUUCAUAGUGUCUCACAAAUACUAAAGCACAGUCCACACUAUCAAAUUUUCUUUUGACAAAAAACUCUUGUAUGCCAAUAUAUAGUCAUGACGUGUCAAUACACCAUUUUUGCCAAAUUUGAAAUGAACAUUUCCGAGAACCUGGUAUCACUGGAU
Molecule: messenger RNA, 1390 nt
Organism: Anneissia japonica
Lineage: Eukaryota; Metazoa; Echinodermata; Crinoidea; Comatulida; Comatulidae
Product: ribosome production factor 1-like
Exons: 9
Coding region: 43-1017 (324 amino acids)
Biological process (GO): maturation of 5.8S rRNA; maturation of LSU-rRNA
Cellular component (GO): nucleolus; preribosome, large subunit precursor
Molecular function (GO): rRNA primary transcript binding
Source: RefSeq, a predicted model, not a curated record